AUACUAUCUUUCGACGUAAUUAUGCAUCCUGUUUUCCCAGUAUUUAUGCAUGACACUCUUUUCAUUUAUAUUUUAUUCCUGAUGAUUUGUAGCACUCACAACGAAGCUUAGACUCUAUACUAGACUGAAGUGUGUCAGAGUGUGUACAACCAACUGUGUAAUGGAUGCUCCCAUUGAACCAUCACCUCGUUAGGGUCAAUGCUCUGCUGUAGCUGACGGACACCAUUACGUGUGGAGGGGGAUUGGUCCAGGGCUGGGGUCUAACAUCAUUGCUGUGUGUGAUCCAAGUACUGAGCUGUGGAGCCUCUUGGCCACUACUGGACCUCUACCCUAUGGAGAGUAUGGCGGUCGCUCUGUUUGUGUAAGUCGUUGCCUGUACACCUUUGGUGGUCAUGAUGGGUCUUCUUUUUUCUACAAUGACAUGGGCAAGCUUGAUUUAGACACUCUCCAGUGGACUGAAUUUCAAUCCUCUGGUAGUCAGCCUAUGAAAAAAAUUUGCUGUGGACUUGUCCGUGUGAAUGAAAAAACUCUGUGCUGCUUUGGAGGAUAUUGUAUUGAGGGCCCCACACAACCAGGAGCAACAUUCACCAGAAACACACGAUUUACUGAUGGACGUGGAUGGACAAAUGAAAUCCAAUUCUUUAAUAUAGAAAAUGGUGUAUGGUCGUCCCCUGAGCUCAGAGGAGAGAGACCUCCCUGCGCUAACUUCACCUUAACCAUGGUGGACCAGCAUAGGGCAGUCCUCUUUGGAGGGAGCCAACCUGAACGUAAUGGGGUCAAUGAUGUCUACCUUUUCAAUUUCAGGGACAUGGAGGUCACUAAGGUGAAGCCAGUAGAGGGAGAGCCAUGGCCAGUGGGGAGGAGAUAUCAUGCUGCCUGUUGUCUCAACUAUGACCAGGACCAUCCUCAACUUCUGGUGCACAGAGGAGAAAGUGUGGACGACAAAGUACUGGGGGACAUGUGGAUAUUUAACGUUGAAACUGGCAAGUGGACAGAGCUGGUAACACCUGAGUCAGUGAAACCACGUUACUUCCACUCCAUCACUGCCACCAGUCUGGGACUAGGACUCACUGAGGUCCUCGUGUUUGGAGGCCGAUUGGAAAAUCAUAGGACAGUUGAUGAAACCACCAUACUGAGAUUUGAGUUGACUGGACCCUCAGCGUCUGUUGCUGGACCCUCGGCUGAGAAGUGGGCUCUCGUGGAUGUGGCCAACAACGACACUAGAGGCUCCGCCCAGCGACUGAGUGAGAAGAGGAUCAGACAAGCAACUGCUCGUGCCUCAUCAGUCAGUGAGACCAGCGACCACUAGAGAAAGGCUUUCAUUGUGUAUAUAAUUAUAGCAACAUAAUCUUUUUAUGAUACUUUAUUUUAUAUAUACCCAUGCAGCAGGGGUCAGCUAUGCAUGUGCAUUUUAACGAUUUGGCGUUGGUUUUUGUAAGUGUAUACUUGUGUGUUUGCGUGUUUGCACUCUCCAAUUAUGAUGAUUACUCAGUCAUUUUACCUUUCACAA
Molecule: messenger RNA, 1510 nt
Organism: Halichondria panicea
Lineage: Eukaryota; Metazoa; Porifera; Demospongiae; Suberitida; Halichondriidae
Product: kelch domain-containing protein 2-like
Exons: 6
Coding region: 422-1309 (295 amino acids)
Molecular function (GO): protein binding
Source: RefSeq, a predicted model, not a curated record